Molecule: messenger RNA, 633 nt
Organism: Echinostoma caproni
Lineage: Eukaryota; Metazoa; Platyhelminthes; Trematoda; Plagiorchiida; Echinostomatidae
Source: the annotation of a GenBank genome assembly
AUGACAGAGGGUCGAGUUUAUCGUAUUCAAGGCAAACUUUACGAAGGAGCAACGGAAUUACAGUGGCACAAAGACUUCUCGAACACUCAGUCCGCCCUGUUCCGAAAGUUUUCAAGUGCUGUCGAGAGUUACGUUUACGAAGCUGUUCAGCAUUCCGGCGCCAAAGAUCUACGGAAUUCAGUUGUUGUGUUCUUAUACUUCAAACGUGGCUCAGUCUAUGCAAACUUAGAUUUGGAGACUUCAUCCACAAAUCCGAUUGCUACCGAAGAACUGGCCAAUUACUUGUAUUUAGGAUCCAUGAUUUACGCGUCGAAUCAAACCUCUAAUUCCAAUCAGCUGGUAUGGUUCGGCAAUCGAACCGUGCCCACAAUUUUCGAUGUUACUCCCCGAACAAGUUGUAAGGACUACGCCUCCACUUGCCCAGCACAUAGCCACUGUGCGGACACGCUGAAUGGUUAUUUGUGCUUGUGCAACACAAUGUGGCGUGAUGCAAACCCGCAUGAUCCCGGAAAGAGCUGCAUCCUGAGCGUCGGUGCAAUCGUCUUGAUCGUGUUUGGUGCCAUCCUUGGAGGCUCAGUCCUAUCGGCCAUCAUUUUGAGCUCUAUCUAUGUGAAACGCUUCAAUCAACUCUAA